Molecule: messenger RNA, 987 nt
Organism: Pipra filicauda (Wire-tailed manakin)
Lineage: Eukaryota; Metazoa; Chordata; Aves; Passeriformes; Pipridae
Gene: NAGK
Product: N-acetylglucosamine kinase
Exons: 11
Coding region: 13-987 (324 amino acids)
Molecular function (GO): N-acetylglucosamine kinase activity
Source: RefSeq, a predicted model, not a curated record
GUGGCGGCCGCGAUGGCGUCGCUGUUCGGCGGCGUGGAGGGCGGGGGCACCCACUCCAGGGUGGUGCUGGUGUCUGGAGAUGGGCAGAUCCUGGCCGAGACAGAGGGACCCUGCACGAACCACUGGCUCAUCGGCUCCGAGAAGUGCCUGGAGAGGAUCGAGCGCAUGGUCAGCGAGGCCAAGAGCAAGGCGGGGGCCGACCCCCAGGUCCCCCUGCGCUCCCUGGGGCUGUCCCUGAGCGGGGGGGACCAGCAGGACGCCAUCGGGAAGCUGACGGAGGAGCUGCACCGGCGCUUCCCCCACCUGAGCCAGAGCUACUUCAUCACCACCGACGCCGUGGGGGCCAUGGCCACGGCCACCGACCACGGGGGGAUCGUGCUGAUCUCGGGCACCGGCUCCAACUGCAAACUCAUCAACCCCGACGGCUCCGAGACCGGCUGCGGAGGAUGGGGGCACAUGAUGGGCGACGAAGGCUCCGCGUACUGGAUCGCCCACCAGGCCGUGAAGAUGGUGUUUGACUGCAUGGACAACCUGGAGGUGCCGCCCCACGACGUCGGAUACGUCAGGCAGGCCAUGUUCGACUACUUCCAGAUCUCGGACAGGAUGGGGCUCCUGACCCACCUCUACCGCACCUUCGAGAAGUCCAAGUUCGCGGGGUUUUGCCAGAAGCUGGCAGAGGGCGCCCAGGCCGGGGACCCUCUGUGCUGCCACAUCUUCACCAAGGCAGGCGAGGUGCUGGCGCGGCACGUGGUGGCCGUGCUGCCCAAGAUCGACCAGAGCCUGUUCCUGGGGGAGCUGGGGCUGCCCAUCGUGUGCGUGGGCUCCGUGUGGAACAGCUGGGAGCGGAUGCAGGCGGGGUUCAUCCAGGUGCUGGCCCAGGCCCGGGAUGCGGCCCCGGGCCGCGCGUUCUCCCGGUUCCGCCUCCUGCAGCUGACGCGGAUUCCCUACCCCAAGGAGCUCCUGCUUUCUCUGGACAGGGAUUUCUGA